Molecule: messenger RNA, 1551 nt
Organism: Aptenodytes forsteri (emperor penguin)
Lineage: Eukaryota; Metazoa; Chordata; Aves; Sphenisciformes; Spheniscidae
Gene: ART4
Product: ADP-ribosyltransferase 4 (Dombrock blood group)
Exons: 3
Coding region: 376-1281 (301 amino acids)
Molecular function (GO): NAD+-protein-arginine ADP-ribosyltransferase activity; NAD+ poly-ADP-ribosyltransferase activity
Source: RefSeq, a predicted model, not a curated record
CUCUCCACCUCAUCCUGACACAUCGCUCCUCAGGAGAGAACUGCCUUAGGCUUCUCCAAGCCAGAGUCUUCUUCCUUUUUGCAAGAACACCACCACCAGAUACCUUGGAAUUAAGAGAACUAUCAAGGUGAAGAACAUCUACACCAGCUGGAGUUGGCGCAAUCAGUUCCUUCCUUAUGGAUUGUGGGCACACUUCUACCAGUAAAUUGUCUGUUUGGUUUGAUUAACAACCUCUGAAUUGCUGUAAGAAUCUGUUGAAUGAUCUUUGGUUGAAGAAUCGUCACCAAAACCUGAGUGCAAAUUAUAAACUGCAGAAUUUUCCAGUUCAAGAAAAAAGGGAAAGAAACAGAUGUAAAUGACCUCUGCUUGAGCUGAAUGUUCUUUACAGUGUCUUGGGUGGACUCUAGGAUGCCAGUGCUGCUGGCCAGCCUUUUGUUGCUGAUCUCCUUGCAAAGGCUGGCUGUGUCCCACCUCAUGAUGGAUAUGGCUCUGCAUUCCUUUGAUGACCAGUAUUUGGGGUGCAGAGAGCAGGUGAUGGAAGAACUCGAGCGAGGAGACUAUUUCGAAAAGGAAAUAGCUGCUAACAAGGACUAUUUGAGUCUCUGGAAGAAGGCUCAGGAGGCUUUGUUGAAGAGCCCUGUAGGUCUCCUGAGGGAGAUGCAAGAGAGCCAUGCCAUAGUCCUCAUGGCUUACACCAUGAACUCUUCUCUCCACUCUCAGCUGAACUGGGCCACAUCUACAGCAGGAAGCUCUCCAGAGCACUACAGACACAACUUCAGUUUCAAAUAUUUUCACUUUUACCUAACGACUGCUAUCCAGAUAAUGAAGCAAUGGCAGAGCAGCAAGGAGAGCAUGGGCAAACAUAAGUGCUACCGGGUGCACAGGGGUGUAAAAAACUUAUAUAUUGAGGCCAUGGUAGGCAGCAGGGUGAGAUUUGGCCGUUUCACCUCCACCUCCCGCCUCUUGAAUGAAGCCCAGAAGUUUGGGAAUGAAACUUUGUUCACAGUGACCACCUGCCUGGGAGCAGCUGUGCAAGGCUUUUCUUACUAUACAUCGGAGAAGGAAGUCCUCAUUCCCCCUUAUGAGAUAUUCUUUGUCAAAAGCUUCUUUCGGACACAGCACGGUAACCGGCUGCAUCUGCAUUCUGUGGGGAACUACAGCAAGUACCACUGCCAGCUCGUGAAAGCUUCAAGAAGCAAGAACAGCGGUUCCACUGCCCUCGCCUCUGCCGUUCUUCCUAGUGUAGUUGGAGUUUUCUUUUGCUUGUCCCACAAUGACUGAUUCUCUGGCUGCAUCUAGAUAUACACACUCGAAUAGCAGGCAAGAAGAAUUCACAGGAAAUCAGUCUCUGGAGUUCCUGUUGUUACAGAAGGUUCAAGCCUCCCUUUGUUUUCAGCUGCAGCUCUCCAGCUGAGACUGGAACAUUCAGCCUGGUUCAUCAAAACAGACAUUCCCUAGACCCAUUCAGGUAGGAGGGCAGUUACCUAUGGCCUUUCUGAAGAGUAGGGCAGUGACACCCUUUGCUGUAGGUAGCUUUUCCCUUAGGCAUUC